Molecule: messenger RNA, 921 nt
Organism: Physella acuta
Lineage: Eukaryota; Metazoa; Mollusca; Gastropoda; Physidae
Source: RefSeq, a predicted model, not a curated record
AUGACUAAGUGUUCAUCAGACUAUAAAGAGAGCACUAGACGAGAAAAGACAGGAGCAGUGGAUGAGAAGGACAGGAGGACAGGAGCAGUGGAGAAGGACAGGAGAAGGACAGGAGAAGGACAGGAGAAGGACAGGAGAAGGAAAGGAGCAGUGGAUGAGAAGGACAGGAGCAGGAUAGGAGCAGGAGGACAGGAGCAGUGGAGAAGGACAGGAGAAGGACAGGAGAAGGACAGGAGAAGGAAAGGAGCAGUGGAUGAGAAGGACAGGAGCAGACAGGAGGACAGGAGCAGUGGAGAAGGACAGGAGCAGUGGAGAAGGACAGGAGAAGGACAGGAGAAGGACAGGAGAAGGAAAGGAGCAGUGGAUGAGAAGGACAGGAGCAGGAGGACAGGAGCAGUGGAGAAGGACAGGAGAAGGACAGGAGAAGGACAGGAGAAGGAAAGGAGAAGGAAAGGAGCAGUGAAUGAGAAGGACAGGAGCAGGAUAGGAGCAGGAGGACAGGAGCAGUGGAGAAGGACAGGAGAAGGACAGGAGAAGGACAGGAGAAGGAAAGGAGCAGUGGAUGAGAAGGACAGGAGCAGGAUAGGAGCAGGAGGACAGGAGCCGUGGAGAAGGACAGGAGAAGGACAGGAGAAGGACAGGAGAAGGAAAGGAGCAGUGGAUGAGAAGGACAGGAGGACAGGAGCAGUGGAGAAGGACAGGAGCAGUGGAGGAGAAGGACAGGAGGACAGGAGCAGUGGAGAAGGACAGGAGCAGUGGAGGAGAAGGACAGGAGGACAGGAGCAGUGGAGAAGGACAGGAGCAGUGGAGGAGAAGGACAGGAGGACAGGAGCAGUGGAGAAGGACAGGAGCAGUGGAGGAGAAGGACAGGAGGACAGGAGCAGUGGAGAAGGACAGGAGCAGUGGAGGAGAAGGACAUGA